AUGAAAAAUACCUUGAGCAUACCACGAUUUUUGCUACUCGUUGUCCUGUUUCUUUCCAUAACACUUUUUAGAACACUGUCUUCCUUUGCCUUCCACCUCAGUGUGUCUGUUAAGUUGCUUCAGUCGUGUCUGACUCUCUGUGAUGCUAUGGACUGUAGCCCGCCAGGCUCCUCUGUCCAAGGGAUUCUCCAGGCAAGAAUACUGGAGUGGGUUGCCAUGCCCUCCUCCGAGGAUCUUCCUGACUCAGGGAUCGAACCUACAUCAUUUUACAUCUUCUGCAUUGGCAGGCAGUUUCUUUACCACUAG
Molecule: messenger RNA, 306 nt
Organism: Rangifer tarandus platyrhynchus (Svalbard reindeer)
Lineage: Eukaryota; Metazoa; Chordata; Mammalia; Artiodactyla; Cervidae
Source: the annotation of a GenBank genome assembly